This is a messenger RNA of Lotus japonicus, 1425 nucleotides long. RefSeq names its product probable xyloglucan endotransglucosylase/hydrolase protein 6. Gene Ontology annotation, cellular component: cell wall; apoplast. The coding region runs from base 250 to 1128 and encodes 292 amino acids. The record is from RefSeq and is a predicted model, not a curated record. The transcript is spliced from 4 exons. Gene Ontology annotation, molecular function: hydrolase activity, hydrolyzing O-glycosyl compounds; xyloglucan:xyloglucosyl transferase activity. Gene Ontology annotation, biological process: xyloglucan metabolic process; cell wall biogenesis. Lineage: Eukaryota; Viridiplantae; Streptophyta; Magnoliopsida; Fabales; Fabaceae.
UAAGAAAAAAAAAACAGUUGAAUGUUGGAGUCAUUAAUUCUUCAUAUUCAGUGGGAAGCAGAGGAUAAAAGAGGUCCCAAGUAUGGACAUUGUGCUUGAUGAAUGCUUACCAUAAGCAAGAUGAAAUUAAGGCAAUUAAGCUGUUGUGAUGGUUUCCAUUUCAUUGCUGCAGUGCAGCGUUCUUCAUCCUAUAAAUAAGACACUUCGUCUCCUCCCACUUCCAUUCCAAUUCAAACACAAUAUUCAAACAUGUCCAUGGCAGGAAAUAACAUUGGUGUAUUUGUUCUGUUAUCAGCAUUAUGGAUUCUCGUAUCUGCUGUGUUUGUUUGGGGAGGACCCUCACCCUACCUUACUUUUCAGGAAGGCUUUCGAAUCACUUGGUCAGAUGAUUCUCAUGUCAAGCAAAUUGAUGAAGGCAACACCAUCCAACUCAUGUUAGACCAAAAUUCUGGUAGUGGCAUUGGAUCCAAAAGUAAGUACAUGUUUGGCAAAGUCAGCGCAAAUAUCAAGCUUAACGCGGGCGAUUCUGCUGGGACUGUUACCUCACUUUACGUGAUUGAACUUGACACGGACACGAGACGCGACGAACUCGAUUUCGAGUUCUUAGGGAAUCGUAGUGGGCAGCCUUACGCAGUUCAGACUAACAUUUAUAGUAACGGGAAAGGUGAUAGAGAACAACAGUUCUACCUCUGGUUUGAUCCUACUGCAGACUUCCACCUUUAUACUAUUUCGUGGAAUCAACACCAAAUUAGAUUCUAUGUUGAUGAUGUUCCCAUUAGAGUGUACAAGAACAAUGAAGAGAAUGGAAUACCAUACCCAUCGAAGCAACCCAUGGGAGUGUAUUGCACACUAUGGGCAGCAGGUUGGGCAACAAGAGGUGGGUUAGAGAAAAUUGAUUGGAGCAAGGCACCUUUUAUUGCUUAUUACAAGGACUUUUACAUAGAAGGGUGCCCACUGCCAGGCGGGCCUGAAAACUGUACCACAAACCCAAUUAUUGGGUACCGGGAUAUUCCUUCAUUUGACAUCCGAAGGUACAAGUGGGCUCGUCAAAACUACAUGAUCUAUGACUACUGUCAAGACAAGGCACGGAACUCUGUGACUCCACCGGAGUGCGUUGAUGGGCUUUAAGCCCAAAGCUCAUAUCAGUUCAAUAAACCAAACUACAUGGGAUGGAUAUCCUCUUAUUUACACUACAAUAAAGAAAAUUACAGAUAAAUAUUGUCAUUACAUUUUAAUUUCAGUUUAUCCCAUGUGAUAAGUCCCUACUAUGAAAGAUGUUCAGAGACAGGUUCAUAAUAAAAUUGAAGUGGUUGCAUAUAAAAUUAAAAGUGGGGUUUUUAGAAAAUUAUUAGUAGCAUAUAUUGAUGAAGAAAUUUAUGAAAAUAUCCGAUAUAGAGAGGGUUGAGUAUUCGUUCAACAAAUACC